AUGGAGACAGAUCUUAAGAAGGAUUUGAAGAAAGUUAAAGAUAAGAUUAAAGGAGGUAUAGAUGGUGUGCUUAGGAGUAUGAAUGUUUUAACUUUGGAUGGUUUCGUGAAGAGUGAUUUGAAGACGUUGAAGGGGAAGAUCAGUGAGCUUGGCAAUGGUCUGGAAGGCGAUGGAAAAAGUAAUGAGCUUGUUAAGGAUAAGUUGGAGGCGCUUGCAAAGGAGAAGAGAACUCUAUAUGACAUUGCUGGUGAGCGUGGCAAAAUUAUUACGGAGACUGAUGGACUUGGAGAGAAGUUUAAGACUGUGAUCCAACAGCCGCUUGACGAGAAAGCCAAAGCAGUUGACUCGGCGAUUGGGACGCUUGGCGGGAAGUUUGAUUUAAAAGGUGACAAAAAUAUUCAUGAGGUUUUCGGGCAUAUUAAAGAAGAAGUUGGGAAGAUUAAGGGGCAGGCGGGAAGUAAAGGUGGAAAUGGUAAAUGGCAUGGUAACUCCGGUCUCGACGGUAUUAAGGAGAGAGUGAAGGAUCUUGCUCAGGCUUUCGUAAAGACUGGCUGGAGCGGUUUCAAUGCUAGAGUAGAGGGCUGA
Molecule: messenger RNA, 585 nt
Organism: Babesia ovata
Lineage: Eukaryota; Apicomplexa; Aconoidasida; Piroplasmida; Babesiidae
Product: Mitochondrial ornithine transporter, putative
Exons: 1
Coding region: 1-585 (194 amino acids)
Source: RefSeq, a predicted model, not a curated record